Pogonomyrmex barbatus (red harvester ant) is the source of this 1292-nucleotide messenger RNA. Its product is annotated as splicing factor YJU2. Lineage: Eukaryota; Metazoa; Arthropoda; Insecta; Hymenoptera; Formicidae. Gene Ontology annotation, biological process: mRNA splicing, via spliceosome. Gene Ontology annotation, cellular component: U2-type catalytic step 1 spliceosome. The record is from RefSeq and is a predicted model, not a curated record.
UGACUAUUGUACGGUUGGCAAUGCUGAAUGCAGCCGACAACGACGAUUCAACUUCAUUCAGUGUAUAUCUUAAAACUUAACCUAAAUUGUUUGUAAUCUUCGAAUUUUACAUAAAAUUCUCUAUUCAUAUAGAAUUUUAAAGCCUAAUCGCGGACAGAGAGAGAGAGAGAGAGAGAGUUAAAGUAGCAAGAUGUCGGAACGAAAAGUUUUAAACAAAUACUAUCCGCCGGAUUUCGACCCUUCGAAAAUCCCGCGUAUGAAAUUGGCGAGAAAUCGUCAGUACACUGUGCGGUUGAUGGCACCGUUCAACAUGCGAUGCAAGACAUGCGGUGAAUAUAUCUACAAGGGCAAGAAAUUUAAUGCGCGUAAGGAGGAUGUCGAAGGCGACGAUUACCUGGGCAUACGCAUUUACAGGUUCUACAUUAAGUGUACCCGUUGCCUGCAAGAGAUAUCCUUUAAGACUGAUCCAAAGAACACGGAUUAUGAGAUAGAGGCAGGUGCCACGAGAAAUUUUAUGGCAUUGAAACUUGCCGAGGAACAGGCGCAAAGGGAAGAGGACGAGGAGAAAGAAGAAGAGGCCACCAAUCCGAUGAAGCUCUUGGAAAAGAGAACACUUCAAUCAAAGCAAGAACUGGAAUUGUUAGAGUCUUUAGAAGAGUUAAAGGAUUUAAACCGAAGACAGCAGACUAUAGAUUAUGAUCAAAUGUUAGAACAAUAUGAUACUGAAGCUGCUAGGCAGAGGACAGAAAAGGAACAAGAAGAAUUAGAUGAACAAUAUAUUAAGUCUGUAUUUGGCAAAAGACAAUUAGUUGGGACUGUUGUGGAAGAAGAAAUUGAAGAGUUGGAAAAUGAGGAAGAAGAAAGCAUUCAACCUCCUACAAAAAUAUUUAAAACAGACGAAGCAAAUGGCAAAGAAACAGAAAAUUUCAUACAGUCCUCAAAAUCUAUUAAAGCAUCAUUGUGGUCAGAAAAUACAGGAUUAUCUAAUAAAAAGAAUUCAUCUACUUUAAUCAAGAAAAGUAAUAUUGGUAUAAAGAUAAAUGCAAGAUCGUCACAGAAUAAAACAUCGAUCGAAAAUGUUUCUUCAGAUAAGGAAACAGUUUCACAGUUGGAAGAAAUACCUAAUAUUUCAUCAAGUACAUCAAAUGCAACAAAUACCAACACUAAGAUGGAUUAUGUAGGAAAUGGUCUCUCAUUAUUAGGUGCCUAUUCGGAUAGCAGCGAUAAUGACAAUGAUUAAAGCAAGAAAUAAAUUAAUAUAUUUAUAUAUUAAUAUAUAUAUUAAUAUAUUU